AUGGUAAUCAGCAUCAUGCACCGACCCGAAGAAAUCUCAGAAAGCGAGUUUGCACGCUUGCUCGCCCAGUAUCCAGCCGUUGUGCGAACAGUAUCCGACUCCAAGCCUGCCAAGCCAGGUCAGAAGUCGCUGCAGCUUCUCGAUCAGUUCCGCUACGUCGAUGCCCCCGACAGCUUUGGCCGUGUCGAGCCCCAGCAUGAGAUGACCCUCGACGAGGUCGAGCGACUGGUCGAGUGGAAGCUGUCAGUCGGAACUCAUAUGCCCUCGCGGUAUCCCCGCCCGCUAAUGACGCGCAGUCGUCAUGGAAAAUUUCGUCCAACUCUCAUGUCCCUCGUCUCGUCGAACGCGCCGUCACUCGUCCAAUCCACCAUCGCCGAGGCCAUCGACGCCUACCGCAGCUCCUCCUCCCCCUCCCCCUCCUCCCCUCCUUCCAGCGGCGCCAUUGCCAAAGCCAUCACCACCCUCGCCAAGCUCAGGGGCAUCGGCCCGGCGACCGCCUCCCUACUACUCAGCGUGCACGACCCCGAGCGCGUCAUCUUCUUCUCCGACGAGGCUUUUUAUUGGCUAUGCAGCGACGGAAGCAAGGCCUCCAUCAAGUACAAUGCUCAUGAGUACAGCGCUCUGUGCGACCGCGCUGCCACCCUGGUGCGGCGCCUGCGUGUUUCCGCCAUGGACAUCGAGCGGGUGGCGUACGUCAUCAUGAGGCAACCUGUCGACGAUGGCAAGGUUGUCAAGGAACAAAAAGCCCGAACCACGCUGCCGAAGCAGCAGGCCACGUCGGCGAAGCGCAAGACAAUGUCAACCUCGGCCCAGGCCACACGAGCCAUCGAUACGCCUGGUGUACGGCGGUCGAAGCGGCUAAAAUCCUGA
Messenger RNA from Drechmeria coniospora, 870 nucleotides. RefSeq lists its product as uncharacterized. The record is from RefSeq and is a predicted model, not a curated record. Lineage: Eukaryota; Fungi; Ascomycota; Sordariomycetes; Hypocreales; Ophiocordycipitaceae. Bases 1 to 870 code for a protein of 289 amino acids. The transcript has 2 exons.